Molecule: messenger RNA, 3225 nt
Organism: Physeter macrocephalus (sperm whale)
Lineage: Eukaryota; Metazoa; Chordata; Mammalia; Artiodactyla; Physeteridae
Product: maestro heat-like repeat family member 5
Cellular component (GO): cytoplasm
Source: RefSeq, a predicted model, not a curated record
AUGGUCAGCUGGAAAGGGCUCGGGCAGCUAACCCUGGUGUGGAGGCUGCAGGGGACAGACCACCAGGAACCUAGCGAGCUGGGAGGGCUGUCCCAGGGCUACACCCAGAAGAUCCGGCACACCAAUCCUCACACUUUCUUGCCAUCUGCUUUAGCCAUCUGCUUCAAGCUGCUCCGGGACCUGAUCAGUUCAGACCCCCUCCACCUGAAGUACAUCAUCAAGAAAAUCAAGAACGUGGCUCACGGGGACCCCAGCCUGGUGCUGGAAAAUCAUGACUACUUUGUAGACAACCUGGAGGUGGGAGCUGCCCGGGCCAUUCAGGGCAGGCCCUCAGUUUUCUAUCGAAAAACUGGGUUGACGGUAGCCGUCCUGCCCACCAAACCAGACCGCUCUUCCUCCCGCACCCGGGAGCUGGAGGAGGCCUACCGGGACGCGGCCAGCAACGUGCCGGUGGCCAUCCGCAGGCGCUGGUGGCGGCUGGUGGCCCAGCACCUGGAGACCGAGGUCCUGCCGGGCGUCUUCCCGCACCGCAGCCUCCCCUACGUGAUGGGCGUCCUGGCCUCUAACGCGUCUCGACGACGGGCCUGGACGGAAUCGGGACGCGGCGAGGAGGCCCAGGAGGCAGGCCUGCCCUGCCACGCGGUCGUCUCCCCGGAUCGCCGGCAGACGGGGAGGCCGAGCUCACAGAGGCUGUGCGACGGGCCUGGGUCGGCCAGCCGCACGUCCUGGGCCUGUGGGGUCCAGGCCGGGCCGGUAGAGGCUCACGGGGCGGAGGGAGAGACCUCUCCGGCGCUGCCCGCCUCCAUCUGCUCACAGACGGCCGCCAAGUCAGUCCAGUUUCUGAACGCAGAAGUGCGGUCCAAGGAGCUGCUGGGGGUACUCACCAAGCCCGACCGGACACAUCAGGAGCAACCCCGGGAGAAGGUGGGCCACAAGCAGCCCUGCUGCCCGCCGCACAGGCCCAGGGGCUCUGGCAGCUACAGGAGCCCAGGGAGGCCCAGGGAGCCUGGACAGGGGAAGAGGCAGGCCACCCGGGCUGGACAGGGAUGGAUAGAGAGAGGUCAGGCUCAGGACAGGAAGCUGAACCCUGCCCCAGGCCUUUCUGCUCAUGUACUCUGGGCUGAUCCUUCAAGCCGAGAACAGCACCACGGUCAGGACCUGACCUUCACCACGGCCAUCCUCACGCUGGUGGGGGCUGUCAGCCGCAAAGAGGGCGCCCAAAGCUACGAGCUCUCCCGGGUCUCUGAGCUCUUCGAGUGCCUGAUGCUUCUGAUGGAGAAGGAGCCCCAGGACAUGUUGUGCACGGCGACUCGCCAACAGGCCAUCCACAUCACCUGCAGCCUCUGUAAGAUGAGGCCGCCCCUGGCCUUGGAGAAGAGAUCUCGGCUUCUGUCCAUCAGCCUCCGCAGCGUGUUGUCCCUGCCGCAGCUGGAAGUCCUGGAGAAACACACCUGCCUCUUUCUGGAGCCGCCCAACACCCAGGUGCGAACCUGGAGCCUGCCCCCCUUGGAGAGGGCUCCUCGGGAAGGGUGUCCAGCUCCGCCUGCUGCACUCGGCUUGGGAGGGGCGGGCUGGACGGGCAGGGCCCCUGACCCCCCCAGGCAAGGGCUGGGGGAACCCUGGGUGUGUUUCUUAACUGCUCUGAGCCUUCGUUCGUCCGCCUGUAAAAUGGAGAUGAUACACAUGUACGUCUGGCUGGCGUCAGAGAAGGCACACGAGCGGCAGCGGGGUGUACACAGCUGCAUGGCCCUCCUCAAAUUCCUGAGCCACAACCUCUACCUGGACCCAAAAGAGGACUUCGGACGGAUUGGGCAACUGGUGGGCACGCUGGGAAUUCUGUGCCAGGACCCAGACAAGGCCACCCAGUGCUCCAGCCUGGAAGGGGUGGGCCAUCUCUACAAGCUCCUGACGCGCCACAGAGCAGGGGAAGCCUCGCAGGUGCAAGCACCGUCCCCCAAGCAGCUUUCCCAGGCCAGAGCGGAUGGAGCCCCAUUCUGGAGCGGCAGGGACCAGAAGGCCGCUCCCCCCAGCCCCCGGGAGAAGGCGCUCUCGAAGGACCGCGUCUUCCAGCCCGGCAGCUCCCAAGUCAUCAAGGAGAUCAUGAAGCAUCUCACGAUGGCAGAGCUGACCGACCUCAUCUGGACGGCUGUUGACAGCCUGGGCUCCACCAGCCCCUUCCGCGUGCAGGCGGCCGCCGACAUGCUGCUCGCUGCCAUCCAGGAGCACGGGGCCAAGCUGGAGACCGUGAGGGGGUGGGCCCCCUGCCGAGGGCCUGCCAGCAUGGGGCAGGGGGUUGAGGGAUUUUCCAAACUGAAAACCUUUUUCCUGGCCAGGCCAGAGUUUCAGCGCUGCCCUCACGGCCACCCUUUGCCCGCAGCCGUGCCUUCCGCUGUGGAGGGCCCCGGGGGCCGAGCGGCCGUGAGCUGCCUGGUGCUGGCCGAGCUGCUGGCCUGGGUGCUGCAGCGGCCCCAACCCACCAGGACCGGUGACGGCAGCCCCCGGCCCACGGAGAAGGCCUACCUGCGCUCCAUGGCCGCCAUGAACCCGCUGCACGAGCUGCAGUUCGCCCGAGAGUUCAAGAAGGCCGUGCAGGAGGCCUGCCCCGAGCUCUUCCUGGCCCUCCUCACCCGCAGGUGGCAGGCGGGGGAGGUCAUCUGGGGAGCCAGAUACCCCACAGACAACACAGUGUUGCGGGGUGCUGGCGCGGACAUCCCUGUAGCCGUCGGCCUGUGGGACGUGGGGAGCGUGGCCCAGAGGAGAACCAGUGCCCGGCCCGCGACCUGUGCAAACACCUCUUACACGAAGAGAAACAGACCUUCUGUGCGGGUGCCCAACUGCCCCCCACGUGGCCACUGGCUCAGGCCAGGCGUGAGGCACGGCCCGUCGGUCCGCAAGGCCCUCAGGCUGCCCGGAAAGGUGGAAAGGGCCGAGGCCCCAGCCGACCAGCCUGGCAGCAAACCGCUGCCCUGCUCCCCGCCUCUCCAGCCCACUGUCCCAUCGCUGAAUGCCUCUUGCAAGCCCAGCUGCUUCCAGCUGCCCUUCUUUCCCAGGUCCCAGUGCUGGGCCCCCCGGGCACGUGGCCAGAGCACGGACACCACCCACACCUCCAUCACUCACCUGCCUCAUACCCCAGGGGUCCCACUCCCUGCCCUCUUGCAGCAGCCUGCGGAACAGCCCCUGUGCUCCCCCCCGGUCCCCCACGCAUCAAGGCCCACUGACCUCUGA